CGGUAGCAGCUGCUAUGGUCUUUAUUUUUUCACUGUUCGUCGAGUUUUCGUUCAAGUUGGUGAAAACUAAAGAUUACAAAAUCAAUUUAUUAUCCUGCUAACUUAGUUACUGCUUGCGCUUUUCAAGUUUGACUUUUAAUAGUAGUUUAUCAAAAAUUAGACUGACUGUAGCUGAAAAUGGGACUGCUCAAGCUCAAUACAGUGGCAGUUUUCUGCCUGCUGAUUUUUUUCAUUGAUCUUCAACAAUGUUCCGGAUCUGAAACGACAGCCGCAUCCACCGAGUCAGUGAUGAUGCCUUCGAACAGCGUGAACAGCCGACACGCUCAGGCAGUCGGCUACGAGAUAGAAGAUGUGGCCGACGACACUGCCGACUACUGUCUCAAGAUAAAAGAAGAGGCGAACAAAACGUACAUUGAAGCCGACGAUGCUAAAGCCGAAUUCGGACUCUCCGACGAUGUCUCGGAGCAAGAGGCGUCCGAUUACUACAACUACGCGAUGCGAGAAGCGGUAAAGAUUAUGGAACUCGCCGAUGAGUGUGUUUCGGCAAUGAUGUAUGCAGUGAGCAAAGACGGCAACCUCGUCGUCAAAUCGGAGUCCUUGGCGAUGACCGUCGAUGACCCGAACGCCAACUUGACCGAAGUUAAGUUCACGAUCGACGACAUCCGAAUGGACAUCUCAGUGUACCAAAUGAAUAUUACAAUAUGGGCUCACGAGUUCACAGAGCGUGCCGACAACAUAGUGGCCGCUCUUCGGGACGCAAUGCAGGAGAUCUCGGAGGAGGAGGGGGCUUCGGCGGAGGCACUGGACGAUGCUAAGGAUACAAAGAAUGAGAUCAAAUACUACACGGAAGGCAUAAUCGAAUAUGCAGAAGAUAUGAAAGACGACGGGGAUGAAUCAUUCGAAGACAUGAAUGAAGACUUGGAUGACCUCGCUGCUAAUCUGAAAAUGAUCAUGUAAACUAGCUGAAUUAUUUAUAUGCACUAACCAUACCCAAUUACUUAAAUAUCACCAAAGGUAAUCAACAUAUUAGAUACAUAAUCAAUAUAUUACUUAAUUAUAAUGAAAUCGGGGAUUUUACUAUUCGAUACUCUGGGGGUGUUAUAUUGAAAUAAAUGGUAUAUUUUCA
Symsagittifera roscoffensis is the source of this 1126-nucleotide messenger RNA. RefSeq lists its product as uncharacterized. The transcript is spliced from 2 exons. NCBI's taxonomy places the organism in Eukaryota, Metazoa, Xenacoelomorpha, Acoela, Convolutidae. The record is from RefSeq and is a predicted model, not a curated record. The coding region runs from base 178 to 957 and encodes 259 amino acids.